This is a messenger RNA of Iphiclides podalirius (scarce swallowtail), 471 nucleotides long. The record is from the annotation of a GenBank genome assembly. Lineage: Eukaryota; Metazoa; Arthropoda; Insecta; Lepidoptera; Papilionidae.
AUGCAGGUGUUAGCAGAGUCGUCCGAAGAGGGUAUGGCGUGCGAAGCGUUAUUCAAUGAUACACUCAAUGAUUGCUGCGACAGUAAGUUCCUGUUCGACGACAGUUCAGAGUCUACAAAGUGCAAAAACUCUAAAGAUGAAGAAGAGUUGUCGUGCGACGACUACAAAUGCCUUUUGGAAGAGGACGAUCUGUUAGUUGGCGAAAAAAUCAGCGAAGGCAACGUGAACAAAAUGCUCGACAAGUGGGAAAACGAGUACCCGAAGGAGAAGCCGAUGAUAGACAGGGCGCGAAGCGAAUGUUUAGGCGGGAAAUAUCUGGAGUACAUCAACGAAGAAAAUUGCGUCCCACUAAAAUUCUACACUUGCUUGUAUAUAAACUCCAUCAUAGAGUGCCAAACAUGGAAAACCGAUGUCCAAUGCAGGAAAAUGAAGGAAUACGCCUUAAUGUGCAAAACACUACAAGACAGCAAA